AUGGAUGGAUCAAACGUAACAUCAUUUGUGGCUGAGGAGGCCAUGAACGCCUCCACGAGCCAGAACACCUCCACGAGGCCUCCGCACCAGGAAAUCCCAGUUAUGCACUGGGUCAUCAUGAGCAUCUCCCCGCUGGGGUUUGUGGAGAACGGACUUCUCCUCUGGUUCCUCUGCUUCCGGGUGAGAAGAAACCCCUUCACGGUUUACAUCACCCACUUGUCGAUCGCAGACAUUUCAUUGCUGUUUUGUAUUUUUAUUCUGUCUGUUGACUAUGCUCUUGAUUAUGAGCUUUCUUCUGGCUAUUACUACACAAUUGUCACUUUAUCGGUGACCUUUCUGUUCGGCUACAACACAGGCCUCUAUCUGCUGGCAGCCAUUAGUGUGGAGAGGUGCCUUUUGGUCCUGUACCCCAUCUGGUACCGGUGCCACCGCCCCAAACACCAGUCGGCAUUCGUGUGUGCCCUCCUGUGGGCACUUUCUUGCUUAGUGACCACCAUGGAAUACGUCAUGUGUAUCGACAGUGGAGGGCAGGGCCACCCUCGAAGCAACUGCAGGGCGGUGAUCAUCUUCAUUGCCAUUCUGAGCUUCCUGGUCUUCACUCCACUCAUGGUGGUAUCCAGCAUAAUCUUGGUAGUUAAGAUCCGAAAGAACACAAGGACUUCCCUCUCCUCAAAGCUGUACCUGGUCAUCCUGGUUACCAUCAUUGUAUUCCUUAUUUUCGCCAUGCCCAUAAGACUCCUUUACCUGCUCUACUAUGAGUAUUGGUCAACGCUGGGGACUCUGCACCACAUUUCUCUUCUCUUCUCCACCAUCAAUAGCAGCGCCAACCCUUUUAUUUACUUCUUUGUGGGCAGCAGUAAGAAGAAGCGGUUCAAGGAGUCCUUAAAAGUGGUUCUCACCCGGGCUUUCAAAGAUGAAAUGCAACCAAGGCGCCAGGAAGACAAUGGUAAUACCAUCACUGUUGAGACCAUUGUCUGA
Molecule: messenger RNA, 978 nt
Organism: Loxodonta africana (African savanna elephant)
Lineage: Eukaryota; Metazoa; Chordata; Mammalia; Proboscidea; Elephantidae
Product: proto-oncogene Mas
Exons: 1
Coding region: 1-978 (325 amino acids)
Biological process (GO): G protein-coupled receptor signaling pathway
Cellular component (GO): membrane
Molecular function (GO): angiotensin receptor activity
Source: RefSeq, a predicted model, not a curated record